This is a messenger RNA of Phalaenopsis equestris, 752 nucleotides long. RefSeq names its product protein argonaute PNH1-like. The transcript has 2 exons. The coding region runs from base 219 to 752 and encodes 177 amino acids. The record is from RefSeq and is a predicted model, not a curated record. NCBI's taxonomy places the organism in Eukaryota, Viridiplantae, Streptophyta, Magnoliopsida, Asparagales, Orchidaceae.
AUUUCACUGUCUCUAUCCUUUCCCCUGCCGCAUCGCCCCUCUAAAAAAGGCUAAGCUUUAUUGCCAUUGCAGUCCCCCGUCAUGUGCCUCUGUGCUUCCCCCCAACCCCACCACCGCUGCUAUUUAUCGCACCCAAACGUCGUCCGCUCACCAAUCCGCGUUGCCAGAAAAAUUUCCGAUCAAGAUGUCUCGUCAAAGUGGCGAAGGGAGUGCGCGUCAUGGAAGGGACGAGUCGCAAUCGCCAUCACACGCGGAGCGCGUGGUUAAGCAACGCCGUGAUGAAUUCCGUGCGCCUCAGGAUAGACCGAGUUCUUCGAGGUUGUCGGAGUCCUCAUCAAGCUUUGCAGGUAGAGCCUCCGGUCAUCCUGCGACAGCGCCAGGAAGUUCAAGGCCACCGGUGGCUUCCGGGUCUUCAAAGCCGGCCGCCGGUGGCCAUCAAGGAACUGGCGCUUCGUCCGGGUUUCGGAACCGUCGGGAUGAAAUGUCUGGUUCGCGCUAAUCAUUUCUUUGUCCGCGCCGCGGGUGUUGGCAAAAUAACUCAAUACGAGAUCAGUAUGGAUCCAGAGGUGAGGUCUAGACCAGUAUGCAGGGCCUUGAUGAAGGAAUUGAUUAAGCAGUUUGGCGAUUCACACCUUGGUCAGUGUCCACUUGUAUACGAUGGACGUUAUAUCUUUUACACUGCUGGUUCACUUCCAUUUGUGACACAUCAAUUUACAGUAAUUCUGAUUGAUAAAGAUAAAGAUGGGGGGUAA